Molecule: messenger RNA, 3271 nt
Organism: Abrus precatorius (Indian licorice)
Lineage: Eukaryota; Viridiplantae; Streptophyta; Magnoliopsida; Fabales; Fabaceae
Exons: 6
Coding region: 848-2632 (594 amino acids)
Molecular function (GO): zinc ion binding
Source: RefSeq, a predicted model, not a curated record
AUUGCUCAGUUUCUCAGCCGACCCAUUUCAUCCCAAACCACCCCUCGCUUCUCCAAAAUCCUCUUCACGUUGCGCCACUAUUCUCUUUCACUUCAACACACGAAUUCAUCUUCUUCUGAAUAUUCAACCGAGAGGGGGUGUUCUAUUGUGUGCUUGAGCAAUUUUGUGUUUUAUGAACUUGUGAUUGUUUCUGGGGGUGGUGGGGGGACUUGUAUAUUCUGGUGUAUAUAGCAAGGGAAGUUUGGCUUUGUUUGUUGUGGAGAUGGAUAUUGUUGAAUCAGUGGGGAAGAUUCCUUUGCAAGAUCCACCUGGAGAGGAGUUUUGUGCUGCUGACUUGACUUGGACCAAGUUUGGCAAUGAUGAGCACCAUGAUGAAGUUGCCCUUAUUCCCUAUGACAGAGUUGAUGCUUUUAUAAUUGGUGAAUGCUCUAAUGUGGAGUGCCCAACUCGGUUUCAUAUUGAGAGGGGAAGGAAAAGAACUAUUGGUAGCUUGAAGGAGUACAAGGAUGAUGAGUAUCUGGAGUACAGGCUUGUGAAAUCAUGCUUCCCUUGUAUAAAAUCGAUUGUUGUGAAGUUUCCAAAUGUUAAAGGUGAUCAUAAGUUCAAACCAUUUUCCUGUUGCUGUCUGGAGUUUGGAAUCAACAGAAGACUAGCAAAUGAUUAAUUUCAAACUUAAGUAUUGAUCUGGACAAUUAGGAUUCCAAUACUUAUGUUGUCAAGUUGAUUUUUUUAUUUGAGAAGGUACUGGUGCUCAUUUGGCCCUGAAAAUUAUGGGGAAGGCGGAGGUAUAUUACCUAGUCGCAGGUAUCGACUUAAUACUCGAAAUCGGGCUGCUAGACCUCAAUCGAUGCGGGGUUGUACUUGUCAUUUUGUUGUUAAACGUCUUUAUGCCCGUCCAUCACUUGCGCUUAUUAUAUACAAUGAGAGGCGUCAUAUUAACAAGUCUGGUUUUGUCUGCCAUGGACCACUUGAUAGAGAUGCCAUUGGCCCAGGUGCCAAAAAAAUUCCCUAUAUAUGCAAUGAAAUUCAGCAGCAAACAAUGUCCAUGAUUUAUCUGGGCAUUCCGGAAGAGAAUAUCUUGGAGAAACACAUUGAAGGAAUUCAGAGAUAUUGUGGCUCAGAUGCAAAAGUCAAUAGCCUUGCUUCUCAGUAUGUUCACAAGCUAGGUAUGAUUAUCAAAAGGUCUACCCAUGAACUGGAUCUAGAUGAUCAAGCUAGCAUCCGCAUGUGGGUUGAACGCAAUAGAAAGUCUGUCUUUUUUCAUCAGGAUACCUCUGAGUCAGACCCUUUCAUCUUGGGGAUCCAAACAGAAUGGCAGCUGCAGCAAAUGGUUCGUUUUGGUCAUCGAAGUGUUGUUGCGGCAGACUCAACGUUUGGCGUGAAGAGACUUAAAUAUCCCUUGUUCACAAUACUUGUUUUUGAUUCAAGACAACAUGCACUUCCUGUUGCAUGGGUCAUUACACGUAGCUUUGCAAAGCUCGAUGUGUCUAAGUGGCUGAAAGCUUUAAUUGAUCGAGCUCGUAGUGUUGAACCUGGAUGGAAAGUCAGUGGAUUUUUAAUUGAUGAUGCUGCAGCUGAAAUUGAUAUUUUGAGAGAUAUAUUUUGCUGUCCUGUCCUAUUUUCACUGUGGCGUGUUCGUAGAUCAUGGCUUAGGAAUGUUGUUAAGAAAUGCAGUAAUAUUGAGGUUCAGCGAGAGAUUUUUAAGCGUCUUGGGACUAUAGUGUACAGCAUUUGGGGAGGUCUUAAUACAUCAGUUGCCUUGGAACAAUUCAUGCUGGAUUUUGUUGACCAAUCCGCUUUCAUGGAAUAUUUCAAAGUCUCCUGGGUGCCCAAGCUUGAAAUGUGGCUUUCAACAAUGAGAAAUUUUCCACUAGCAAGUCAGGAAGCUUCUGGAGCAUUAGAAGCGUAUCAUGUUAAGCUGAAAGCCAAACUUUUUGAUGAUUCACAUCUUGGAGCGCUGCAAAGAGUAGAUUGGUUAGUCCACAAGUUAACAACUGAGUUGCAUUCAAGCUACUGGCUUGACCGCUAUGCUGAUGAAAGUGAUUCUUUCCAGAAUGUGAAGGAGAAAUAUAUUGCUUCUACAUCAUGGCAUCGAGCACUUCAAAUUCCCAACUCGGCUGUUACCUUGGAUGAGAAAGACCACCUCUUUGCCAAAGUUGUGAGCCAGAAAGAUAGUAGCUUAACUCAUCUAGUGUGGAAUCCAGGAUCUGAAUUUGCUUUCUGUGAUUGUUCUUGGUCAAUGCAAGGUAACAUUUGCAAGCAUGUCAUCAAAGUAAACAUGGUUUGUGAAAAGCUUCAGGGUUAUCAACCAUCCAUGUCUUUUCGGUCAUUUGAAGAGGUUUUGAUGGACCUAUGGAGAAAGCCAAUGGAUGAUUCAUUUGCGUUGGAUCUAUCUUUGGCUUGGACCCAUCAGAUGCUAGAUCAAAUCCAAAAGCUAGUUGAACUGAAUAAUUCUGCUGAUAUUGGGACUGUAGUUAACAAUAUGCCUCUGAAAUGGGUCUCUAAGAAAGGCAGAACCUACAUUGGCAAACCAUCGUCAACUUUGGCUCUUCCUCAUGGUAACAGUAACACAAAAAGUGUUGCAGUGCAUAAGAAGAAUCGGAAAAGGAAAAGAUUGUCACGGUUAAGAUGACCAAUUUGGAUUGUAGUUAUGAAGUUUCAUCUGGGAUACUCUGAUCAAUGCAACUCCAUUUCAUUUAAAAAAUUCUCUAACUUCAGAAUUUCUGGCUUUAUAAUUCUUUUGCUUCAUAUCUUUGAAGUUGCAGCAUCAACCAAUGGUCAGCACACAUGCUAUCUGAUCACAGAACAGUUAUUGCUGUUAUUAUAUGAGCAUGGUUGGUAGUUGGAGACAAAAUGGAGGAAACAAGCAAUUCUGGUGCAUAUGUUUUGUUCAGCUUUUAAACCUGGCCGUACUUUUAGGCCAUCACCUGAAAUGGUGUAAUGUUCAAUUUUGCUUGAACAUUGGGAGCCAUUCUCUAACGUUUCAAUUUUCAUCAUUUUCCCUUUAUUGUCAUAGUCAUAUUCUAGCAUAAGUAUUUAUUAUUUAUUUAAUUUUUCUUACAUUGUACCAUCUCCAUCUUCAAAAUUUGAAGUCCUUUUAGUUCACUGCAGGGGAUAUAUCAUUCAUGGAAUGUUCUUAUCUUUCAAUUUUGGCUGAUUAUUCUUGUUCCUUGAUUUACUUUUAUGUACAUAUACUAAUUAUUGACAUAUUACUUGAAAUAAGUUGGAAGAUAUAUACUUCAAUUAGUGAGAGUUUUGAGCUCAAUUCAUU